UAAACUCGCACGACAGGUCGCCGGCGACCGACGACUACCGCUCCGCCGUCAGUCUACGGGGCACACCGUCCGCAAUCGCGUCUCGUUUUGCGCAGCCGUGUUCUGUUAUUUUGUAGUUUCGUCGAGUUUUCGUGUCGCGUUUCACGUGUGCCGAACACACCACGUCGGUAGGUCAAAUACCGAUAUCUUCUCAGUUUUAACCGCAUAUAUUAUCUUCCGUCCUACACCGACCGCAUUUCGGAUAGGUAUACCCGCGGGAUCCAUCUGUGCGCUUGUGACCCGUGAUGUGAGUGAUCCGUCGUCUAAUCGCGUUACAGGGCAUGUGAAAUAUUUGUAAACCCCGGCGGGCGCACACACGAAUAUAACACAGAAACGAAACAGUGAAUACGACGCACCUUACCGCCGGUCUCGCAAAGAGAAGUAGGUAGCCGAUCGUCGAACGGUAGUGGGCGCGAGGUCCGUCGGCCGCCGCCAUGAGCAUGAUGAUGAUGAUGAGACCGUCCGACUCGACGCCCAUCUGUCGGUGCCGGGUACUGUACCUGGGAUCGGCUGUGCCGCACAUCACUAAGGAUGGGCUGCAGGGCAUUCAGGAGCCGCUCAAGGAGCUAUACCCGGAACAGGGGGCCCUGGGGGCCCGCGGUAUCGACUCUUGGCUGAGCGUUUGGAGCAAUGGCCUCUUACUAGAGAAUGUAGACGAGAACCACAAGAAGAUCACUCGGUUCUUCCCUAUCGAGUCGCUGCACUACUGCGCCGCAGUCCGGUUCGUCCUGGUGCCCGAAAAGUCUAACGGGUCCUCGCAGCCGCGAUUCCUGCCGCUGGAUUCUCCGUUCGCCCGGUCUCCAAACCCGAACCAUCCACCAUUGUUCGCAGCCAUACUGCGCCGGACUUCCGGCAUCAAGGUACUCGAGUGUCACACGUUCAUAUGCAAGCGUGAGAUGGCCGCUAACGCGUUGGUUCGAUGCUGUUUCCACGCUUACGCCGAUUCGUCGUACGCCAAACAAUCGGACGGCGGUGGCACGAACGGCACUGCCAACGGUGCCGGUGGCAACAGUAUAUACGGCACGGUACGGACCAACAGGUCGGUGGGCAACAACACUAUCGAGAAGGUGGAGGGCUGGCGGCGCAUGACCAACGGCGGCGGGGCAGCCGGAAGCACGCUAACCCUCAACAGCGCCCACUCGAACGGCAUCACCAUGCUGGAAGCGUCCACGAAUUCCAUCGACGACCUGUCCGAGUGCAACGGUGACGAGAAUCACAAAGUGUGGGUGGGCAGCACCAAAGACAUAUCGGAAAAAGAAGAUUUGUACGGAGCCGGAAACACGAUGCGCAGCUCGCGAUCCAGCAGGCCCAGGCAACUGGUCGGGGGCGCACCACCACCGCCGCCACCGCCACCGGUCAGGGACGACAGCAAUAAGUCAGCGACGAAGAAGGCUAAGGAAAGGCCGCGUCGUAAGAGAACGCCGACCGGUGGAAGUCGUGAAGACUUGUACGCGCCAUCAAUGAACGGUUCGCUGAUGAGAUCUGUGCACGGCGGCCGCAGUUCGGUGUCGCUCAACGGCACCAUGGCAAGCCGGGGACCACCUAGAGGGUUCAUGCAGUAUCAGCAGCAUCCACCACCUCCACCGCCGCCCAACCACAUAUACUCCAACGGUGGGGGCGGCACCAUGCUUAGGCCCGUCAACGGCUAUCACCCACAUCACCCGCAUCCACCGCACCACCCACAUCAACACCAUCCAGGAAUGAUGCAGCCUCCACCUCCACCGCCCAUUAUGAUGGUGCCCACCACAUUGCCGCACCCCAAGAAAAUGCACAAGAUGAAACCAGGCAUGAUGCCUGUACCCAGACCGGGCAUGAUCCCAGCAAACUACAUGCCGGUGCCCAUGUACAUGCACACCGGUAAAAAGUCCAAGAAUGGAAUGCCUGUCCCUGUGCCGAUGGCCAUGGAAGAACCGAUAUACAUGCCGUCCGCUCGGCCCCUGAGUCCGGUCGCGUCCUAUCAACCAGAGCACUUCCCACACGAGGCGUACUUGAUGCAGCAGUACGCCAACAGCGUCAAUCACAUGAACAACAACAUUAACAAUAACGGGCCGGCGCCCAAGAACAAGAAAGGCAAAAAGGACAAGAAAUCCAAGGACUCGGUCAACGGGAUGAUGCCACCGCUGAUGGUGCCGCAGUUGAUGGUCAACGGCGGCGCAGGUGGAGGCGGUAUGAUGAUGAUACAACAGCAUCAACAGCAUCAACCGCCGCCACCGCCCUCUGGUCCACCUCAGAUGGCCGUCAACGGGCACAGGGUCAACGGCAACGGAAUGAUGUCGCCGGGACACGACGACAUCAUGACGGACGACACGGAGGACUCGGUGUACAGCACCGGAAUUUACCGGCGGAAGGGUCACCUCAAUGAGCGUGCGUUCUCGUACUCGAUCCGUCAGGAGCACCGAUCCCGGUCGUAUGGAUCGCUGGCCAACCUUAAGUUCGCUGCUCCGCCAAUCGUGCCAAACGGCGUGGACGGGGUGCCGAACAAGGUGGACAUCAAAAAGGAACGAGAGAUCAUGCAGAUGAUGCAGGACCUUGAGCUGUCGGGCGACGAGCUGGACCGCGCUGACCAGGUGGUGCACCACCAAAAGCAGAGUAACAACGUGCAGGCGCACCAUCAGAGGCCCGUCAAGACGAAGCGAUAACGACCACCAUGAUAUUAUUGACGUCACAGCGGACCGGAACUACGACCGCCUGCAGUUUUCUUUGACGAGAGAAUUCGCCGAGCGGACAUACAACACAUAUUAUAUACAUCACACACAACUACUACUCCUGCAGACGUGAACAGUUUUUUUUUUUAACGGAUUUAAUAUGUUAUUAAUUAUUUUUAAUUAAUUUUAGUGUAAGAUAUUACUUAUUUUAUUUUAUUUAUAGAAACGAUAUAAAAAAAUUCGUCUUAAAUUUACGAACAUACGUCGUAUACAUUUAUGCAUAGUGAGUGAACACACAAGCAUUUUAUUUUACGUAUAUUUUCGUCGUCACUAAACACUCGUUGGUUGUUGCCCACUCGUGUCAUAAAAAACUGCCUAUAAACUGGCGUAUGUGUGUGUUAUUGUAUUGGCUUUUUUUACGGUUUCAUUGGAGAGAAGGUCUUGUAUUGUACCAAAUAUGAACUCGACCUGACACCAUAAUUUCGGUUUUACGUUAAAUAUAUACUUAAUUAUUAUUAUUAUUAUUUUUUUUUUAUACGAAAAAACGUCUGACCCGGCAUUGUACUAUGUGUUAUGAAAUGUGUGUUGGAUAGGAGAAAAAAACAAAAAUAUAUAAUAGGUAGGUACGUUUAGUCCGUCCGACACGUGUUUUAUUUUCUUAUUACAGGGCUACAGCUAAUGUCCAUGCAUAAUUUUUCUUGCGCUGGUAUACUACGUUUUCUUUUGUAGAUAUUAUUAUUAUUAUGACGCGUAUUAAAAAAUAAAUAUUUUAUUUAAGUACGGUUUUGCUCAAUAAUCUUCUUAUUUUUUAUUUUUUAUUAUUACUACUAUUUUUUUUUAACAAUAAUUAAUUUUGAUGUGUAAAUACGUCAAAUAUAUUUGAACGUUGAGAGAUAAUAAUUACUUAAUUCAAUAAUAAUUGUUUGUGGCUAAUAUUAUAUACAAUAAUGACAUAAAAGUGUAUUAUGUAAAGUAUGGACACGGUGAAUACUUAUGUUUGUUCGCUUCAAAAAAUAACAAAUAUCUCGUGGUAUUCAUCCGAACGCGGGUAACAUCCCCCACAUCGAGAUUUUAUACUUUGAAACGACGUGGUAAAAUAAUCAACUGAGAAAAUAAGGCGUUGGUCAUAAUAUUUACCAUGGACACGCACACUUCAAAGCAAAACACGAGAAUAACGUUAUUUGCCUACUUUGUAAAACGAUAUUUUCGUGUGGCUGUAUACAAAAUAAGUAUUUAAGUCUCCGUGGUUGGAAAAAUGUGAGCGUUUAAUAGCCGGCCGUACCUACUGUACAUAAAUAUAAAUUAUUAUUAUUAUUAUUAUUAUUAUUGAAUCGACGACUGAUAUAACGAGUAGGGAUGUAGUGUGCCAUUUUUAUGCUUAUACAAAGAAUGGUAUUUUCUAUUAUAGAAUUUUAUUGAUUAAUAUUAUUAUUAUUUUUAUAAUUAUUAUUAUUAUUAUCAUUGUGUAUGACUUACUAUAGAAAUGCUGUUAUUAAAAAUAUGUUAAAUAAAAUAUACGAUUUUUCACUGACGUCUA
Molecule: messenger RNA, 4221 nt
Organism: Myzus persicae (green peach aphid)
Lineage: Eukaryota; Metazoa; Arthropoda; Insecta; Hemiptera; Aphididae
Exons: 2
Coding region: 474-2678 (734 amino acids)
Source: RefSeq, a predicted model, not a curated record